Xiphophorus maculatus (southern platyfish) is the source of this 2114-nucleotide messenger RNA. RefSeq names its product fibromodulin-like (gene fmodb). The transcript is spliced from 2 exons. Lineage: Eukaryota; Metazoa; Chordata; Actinopteri; Cyprinodontiformes; Poeciliidae. The record is from RefSeq and is a predicted model, not a curated record. Gene Ontology annotation, molecular function: protein binding. Bases 965 to 2002 code for a protein of 345 amino acids.
CAAAGUGGCACGACAUAGUAUUCUGAUCGCUUAAUUUUCAUGGAGGGAAUUUUUCUGUUUUCGUUGUAAUUUAGAGCUCAUUAAGAUCCAUUACCUUUAUAACAAAGCUGAUUCUUAAAUCAGCAUGCCGUCUUUGCUUCCUCAGUGUGGCCUGGAAAGGAAAUACACAAAGAAUUCACAUAAUCACUUGAACUCUGCAUCCAAUUUUCCUACCCCAGAGGAGAAUAUAAGUAGGGGGGAUUUUUCUGAAUUACAGUUUACAGGACUGUAAUGGUUCUCUGAUGUAUCCAGGCGCCAGCAAAAGCAUAUGCUGAGCUUCUCUAUGACUUGAAUACUGUAGUUGUUGAAAACAGACCUUGAAGCAUUCUGAAGAAAUAGGUAAUGGAGAUGUUCUUGGACAAACAGCAAAAUUUAGCAUACUUUGUUGACACAUACCAAUUGUAGUAUACAAAAGCAUGCAGAAACAAAGUGAUUGUAUUUUAAAUGAUAACUGUGAUUAUCACAUCUUUUGUGGUUAAUUAAACAUUCAAUAUCUGAGGCUCAACCUCUUCAAAACCUCUAUGACACAAGAGUAAAUAGCAAGACAUACUUUGAGUGGUUCGGCUAAUGAUAAGGUGUGAAACUGUGAUGGAAAACAAGGAUGUUAAAAAGCAGAUGUUGCAACUAGCUCACAGAUGGCACUAAUAUUUACGUUGCUGCAGGAUAUACAUUGUUAUAUGGGUUACAUGAAAGUGGAAAAAAGGUAUGUGUGCUAAUGAAACAUAAUGGUUGGGGCCACAGCUGCAGAGGGGGUUGCUGCUGGUAUUUAUUUUAGGCAGGCAACAUAUUCCACUCAUUCAGACUGGGAUACCAGAGAGGUGGAUAACAAGGAGGCAGCAAGAAACUGGUAGGUAUACUGCAGCAACAUUGGAAUAAAUUGUGUGUAUUUAUCUUUAAAAUAUUCUUUAUCUUUCCUUAAGUGAUCAUGCGGACAUUGGUGUUCAUCCUCUUGAUGGAAAUGGUGGAUGUGAACAUCAGCCAGCAGUACAGCCCCUUCCAGUGGCUGUCCCAAUUGCGGGGCCGGAGGCAGAAUGCAGGCUGGCAGUCAGAGGCUGUAGAUUGCCCCCUGGAGUGUGAUUGUCCAACAGCCUACCCCACAGCUAUGUACUGUCACAGCCGCAACCUGCAGCACAUUCCCUAUGUUCCAUCACACAUAAAGUAUGUCUACCUGCAGCGUAACCAAAUCACAGGCAUUCAGGAUGGAGUGUUCGACAACGCCACUAACCUGGUGUGGAUGAUUUUGUCGCAUAACCAGCUCAGCUCGGAGAAAAUCAGCGACAGUGUCUUUGUCAAGCUGGGAAGCCUGGAUCGACUCUACCUGGAUAACAAUGAACUGACCCAUGUGCCUCAUAAUUUACCAAGAUCCCUCACCGACCUGCGACUUUCCUACAACAAAAUCACAAACAUCUCCAAAUUAUUUGAGUCCAUGCCCAACCUCACCAUCCUUCAACUUCAGGGAAAUGUCAUAGAAGAGGUAGAAGGUGGGUUAAUGGGACUAGAAUCUCUUAUGAUACUGGACAUGAGCAAAAACAAGCUAAGGAAAAUUCCUGACAGCUUUCCCAAAGAACUACAACAGCUCUACCUGGAGCAUAACAACAUAAAGAGCGUCCCAGCUGGUUUUCUUACCAUGCAUCCUAAUCUGCAAUUUAUCCGCUUGAGUCACAACAGUUUGACUGAUGAAGGACUUCCCACCAGUGUCUUCAAUACCAGCACACUCGUUGAGCUUGACCUGUCCUUCAACAAACUGGAGAAGAUCCCUCUUGUUAGUAGGAACCUGGAAAACCUGUAUCUGCACGCAAAUAAGAUCAAAGAGUUUUCCCUGAGCAGUUUCUGUGACACGAUUGAUGGAACAAACUUCUCUAAGCUGAAAGUGCUGCGUUUGGAUGCCAACAAAAUCAGCAUCAGAGACAUUCCUGUUGAAGCUGCCUACUGUUUACGACUAGUUUCUUCUAUUAAUGUUUAGAACUUCCUGUUCUUUCAUGAGUUGAGUUCAUCUCUAACUCAUACUCUCUUAUUGUUGCAAUGUCUGCUUCAUUGGUCAAGAAAUGUUUUAUUAAACAGUUAUGUUAUUAUCA